This is a messenger RNA of Nakaseomyces glabratus, 1749 nucleotides long. RefSeq names its product Chs5p (gene CHS5). Gene Ontology annotation, biological process: Golgi to plasma membrane transport; conjugation with cellular fusion. Gene Ontology annotation, molecular function: protein dimerization activity. The record is from RefSeq and is a predicted model, not a curated record. Gene Ontology annotation, cellular component: exomer complex; trans-Golgi network. Lineage: Eukaryota; Fungi; Ascomycota; Saccharomycetes; Saccharomycetales; Saccharomycetaceae.
AUGUCCGCUGUCGAGGUCCUACUAACAGUGGGCAAGAUGGAUGCCUCCCUGGCUCUCCUCACCACUAAGGAUCAUCAUGUUAUAGAGCUACCAACAAUGCUGUUACCCGAAAAUGUUAAAGCAGGUUCAAUAGUAAAGAUGCAGGUUGUCCAAGAUGUUAAUGAAGAAGAGAAAGAGAGAUCUAAUUUUAAGAACGUGCAGGCUGCUAUAUUGGAGAAAUAUGGUUCUUCUAGACCCUCAGCUCCUAUAUUAAAAGUAAUCAAUGUCACUCAAACUGGCUGUAUAUUGGCAUGGGAUCAUCUUCAACUUGGUUCAGCAAAACUGAAGUCUUUAGUGCUUUACAGACAGGGUGUUAGAUCUAUGGUUAUUCCAAAUCCUUUCAAAGUUACAACAACAAAAAUAUCUGGGUUAUCCAUUGAUAGUGUAUAUGAGUUCCAAUUGAAACUAUCCACAACGUCAGGACAGUUUUGGUCAGAGAAAGUAAAAAUUCACACGCACAAGAUGACAGAUAUGUCCGGUAUUACUGUGUGUCUCGGACCUCUUGAUCCAUUACAGAAAGUGACACCUAGACAGAUUGCACAUAGUUUAAAGACUCUAGGAGCUAGACCAUUGCAAGAUCAUGUUGCUAUCGACACAACUCAUUUUGUUUGUAACGAUAUAGAAAAUGACGACGACCCUGAGUUAUUAAAAGCUAAGAACAACAAUAUCCCGAUUGUCAGACCCGAAUGGAUUAGGGCUUGUGAAGUUGAAAAGCGUAUUGUUGGGGUUCGUGGUUUUUAUCUCGAUGCCGAUCCAUCAAUUCUAAGUAAUUAUGGUUUCCCAGAACUUACAGAUGAACAAUUACAAGAGAAGGAGGUACCUGCUUUGCCAAAUGAAGAAUCGGAGGCACAAUUUGUGAAAGACAAAUUAGACCAAGUAGCAGAUGAGUCAGUGAAAGAUGCUUCAACAGAGGCAGUCUCUGAAAAUAACGAUGAUGAAACCAAGAAAGAACAGGUGAAGGAGUUAGAGACCGAUUCCCAGGAUAACAUAGAGGAACCAAUUCAGGAGGAGUCAAAGGAUGUACCAGAGGGAGAACCUCAUGAUGAGUUUAAGAAUGAAGGAACCGAAGAGCUCUCAGAAGUUAAGGACUCAAUAGAACAGGAAAUAAUGGCUGAUGAGAAGUUAGUUGAAGAGCAACCAAAGCUAGCUGAAGGGGUCCAGGUCACGGAAGAUGUUGCACCAGAGGAGGUGUCAUACGUAACUGAAGAUGUAGCCAAACCAGCUGAAGAGGUUACAGCAGUUGAAGAGGUAAAUCAACCAGCCGAGGAAGUUAAUGCAGCCACUGAGGAAGUAGCUGAACCAGAAGAAGAAGUAGCUGAACCAGUUGAAGAAGCUGGACCAGGUAGGGAAGUUACAACUGAAGAAGCUGAACUAGCUGAAGAAGCUACAGAACCAGCUGAAGAAACUGAACCAGCUAAGGAGGUUAUAACUGAAGAAGCUGAACCAGCUAAGGAAGUUACAGCUGAAGAAGCUGAACCAGCUGAAGAAACUGAACCAGCUGAGGAAGGAAAUGCAUCCGCUGAGGAGGUUACAGUUAGUGAGACGAAAGCAGAUGAAGAUGAAGAACCAGAAGAGGUUGGAAGCACAAACGAAGACAAGACACAGGUGCCUGUAAUAGAAGUCCAAGACGAAACGCCAAGCCCCAGCCCCAGCCCAGCGCCAGCAGGUAAGAAGAAGAACAAGAAGAAGAAGAAGGGCAAGAGAAAGUAA